Messenger RNA from Westerdykella ornata, 1806 nucleotides. RefSeq lists its product as uncharacterized. The record is from RefSeq and is a predicted model, not a curated record. Lineage: Eukaryota; Fungi; Ascomycota; Dothideomycetes; Pleosporales; Sporormiaceae. Gene Ontology annotation, cellular component: mitochondrion. Bases 221 to 1567 code for a protein of 448 amino acids. The transcript has 3 exons.
UCCUCAUCUAUCGCAACCAGCUAUGCGCCGAAUACCGCAGUGCCAGCGGUCAAUUGACCAGGCGCUUGCGUCCCCUCUCUUGUCGAGACAAUGCAUAUCCGCGGCCCCAAGCCGUUCCGCCCUUAACCCAAACCUCCUCCGCACAACCUCCGCCCCGUUCUCCACCUCCCCACGCUUCGAAAUUUUUGCGGACGCCAAACAAGAUGCGAAGAAGAAGCACAUGGCCAUGGUGCGGAAAUGGCAAAAGAGGAUCCAUGGUGACUCAGAGCCGAUAGGACAUCGCGUCGACCCCUACGAUCCCACGUCCCCCGUUCGGUUAGCACCUGAGGAGCUCGGCGAGGAAAUAGAAAUUCUCGAGGAAGAGGAGAGGGGAGAGGGUGCUCCGUAUGAGCCGGCGCACGAAGCGACAGGACUGGAGCGAGUCGGGGGGAAGGCAUUUGUCAAGCAACAUGAGGAGGCAAAGCUGGCGGAGAGGUUUGAGGUUUUGGUCGCGAAGCCUUCGAUCGCGAGGUACAGCUUUGGCCGUGCAACUCCCCUUAUGCAGCGGCGAGCCAUUCUCAACCGUUUCCAUCAAGCGGUCGUGGAGGUCUAUACUCUCAAGGAGGCGGGCGCCAACCUGGAUCUUUCGUCAUACCCGCAUGAAGGCAACUAUGGCAAGCCGCCGUUCAAGUACUCUUCGGUGUCGAUUUCUCUGUCGCCGGCCAACGAACCCGUCCUAAACUACCCUUACGCGGAGGCCAGGACAAAGCUGUUGGGUAAGAUGCAAAAUGCACUGUCGGAACGGGAAGGGGUUGAGGAGGAGAUAGUCGAUAAGGCGGAAGAGUAUGCCGAGGAAGCGGAGCCGGAGGCGAAGGUCGAGACGAAGACCAGCAGGCAGUUUGACUUCACGUCUUCGCCUGUAUCAGAGUCUGCGCCGGCAGCUGAGUCCGCCAAGUCUGUCAACCUUACGGAGAUCGGCUUGGAUAGCGCAGUUGGUACUGUGCAGAAUGAGAUUGCGAAGAUGCGGCAAACCGUCCUCGAAACUGCAGCGCGCAGGUCCGAGAGGGUUGUUGCAGAUCUACGUAAGGUCGUCGAAGCACACCUCAUUUCGGCCGCUAGCGAGAAUGUUACCGUCAUCGAACCUGAGUUGGCGCCUGUUACUUAUGGGCGUGUGAAACUCAACGAUCCAGCCGUAAAAUUUGCGAUCUCCAAACGCCUCCUCCAACUCACAGGCCACCGCCUAUCGGAUCCUCAACUCAUCGCCUCAGACACCCUCAGCGACCUCCUCCAGAACCUCCUUUCCCUCACCAAACCCAAACCCACCAAACUCUUCGACGUUGUCAAGAAGGAAAAUACGCUCAGCAGACUGCCAAACGUGCAACUGUAUCCUCGGAAGAUUAGCGAGAGGCAGAGGGAGAAGCAGGUCGGAAGGUGGAAGGUCAUUGAGUAUGCUCUCACCGAGAGAGGCUUGCCGGUGCAUUAUAGGGAUGCGCCGCCGAAGAAUACGACGGUUGAGUCGUUUGAUGAAAAGAAGGGAGAGGAGUGGUUGCGGCGGCAGUUGAGGAAACUGGACGAACUGAAGAUUUAGAUGUACGAUAUUUGGGUGUGUGUUCGGUAAGGUAAGGUUCUAUGUGAGGUCUGCUUCGGUGGACGGCUUAGAUGCCAUAGUGUCGAGGUGUAAAUGUAUUGUAAGAGUUGCAUCCAUCGGCUUUAGGGCGGGUAUAUGUUGUUACAGCGAUGGUCGAUUGGGUGUAGGGCUCUCUUCCACAUACAUGUGUUUGUUUGGGCCAAGCCUAAUGUCAAGUUGAUUAUCGGAGAGCACCUCGG